AUGCAUAUCCUGGUUACCAACGACGACGGGCCGCCGUCGAAUCAGUCGUCGCCCUACAUCCAUUCCCUCAUCCACACGCUGCAGAACGCCGGGCAUAUUGUAUCAGUGAUUCUCCCGCAUCAACAGCGGUCAUGGAUCGGUAAAGCCCAUAUUGUCGGUGCCUCCGUGGUGCCAACCUACUUCCGCCCCGGCACUCUCCAUGAGGACGAUGGGACGGUCCACCACCUGCCACGGGGGUGCGAUCCCGCUGAAGACGACGACGAAGGUGAAGGCGACGAAUGGAUAUUGAUCAACUCAACACCGGCAAGUUGCGUCCAAGUUGGCCUUUACCACUACUUCCAAGACCGGGGUCCGAUAGAUCUGAUCAUCUCCGGUCCCAACUACGGCCGGAAUACCACCGCUUUAUUCGCACUGUCGAGUGGCACUAUCGGUGCGGCGAUGGAAGGUGCUGUCUGCGGGAAACGGUCAAUCGCAUUGUCUUACGCUUUCAGCUCGCGCAACCACGACCCCGUCGUUAUCGCGGAAGCGUCGCGCCAUUCGGUCAAGCUUAUCGAGUACCUGGUGAACAACUGGGUGGAUGGCGUGGACCUGUACAGCAUUAACGUCCCGCUGGAGCCUGGUGUUAGUCAAUGCAAGACUGUAUACACGGAGAUGCUUGACAACCGGUGGUCGUCGGGUAGCUGUUUCACGGCCGUGGAUCCUCUGGUGGUGGAUCAGGACCCCAACACGCAAGAGAGGAAACUGCGCGAACAAGGUGAGAAAACCGGGGUAGCACCUGCUGUGCCUAAUCCGGUGCCUGGAAAGAGGUCGAAUCUUCAGCACAAGCAUUUCCAGUGGAGUCCGAACUUCGGGGAUGUGUUUAGGAGUGUGGAAGAGAGCAAGCCAGGAAAUGAUGGCCGUGCUGUUAGAGAGGGGAUGACAAGUGUUACGCCUCUGAGAGCAAACUUUAUGCAUACCCCCAAUAUCCAAGGGGAGAUUAAGCUACCGGAUCAUGGAUCUUCCCCUGCCCUACACUGCGUCGUCGACUGUGACGAUGGUUACGUCCAGGAAUUGAUGACACAGGCAUUACAGAGCCGCCUGGGAAGCAAUACUUGCCGGUCUAUUUCUUCUUUAUCGGAGCUGUCAAAGCGAAGCCAACUCGUCUUUCAAUACCGGGAAUACGAACGACUCGACUUUGAACAUGUCAUGAUGCAUACGUCCUCGUCGCUCGCCAACGCAUACAUCAUCCGAAAAGCGCUUAUCCGCAAGCAUUAUCUGUCGAACACGGUGUCCAGCUGGGUCUCGAAGCACCCAGACAGCCUCUUACGAAACCACUUUAAAUUUGGCUUUGACUUUGAGUUGGACUAUGCUGAGUUCCUCGAUGAUGCAUUGCUGGAGGCUUACGAGCUGCGUCACAGCUUGGAGAAGAAUGAAGAGAGGCCUGACUCCGAAAAGGAAUGGUGGAUUCUCAAACCUGGAAUGAGUGAUCGUGGGCAGGGAAUCCGUCUGUUCAACAGCGAAGAUCAAUUACGUGAGAUUUUCGAGGGGUGGGAGGUAGAUGAAUCUGACAUCGAGAGUGAUGCUGGAUCUCCUCUUGAACAGCCUGAAGAGGAGGAGGGAGGAAAAUCUGGAGACCAAGGUGUGGUAACCUCUCAACUACGCCAUUUCAUCGCCCAACCUUACAUCGACCCACCGCUUCUCCUGCCAUCCUCAUUUAACCGCAAGUUCCACAUCCGCACAUACGUCCUCGCCGUAGGUGCCCUAAAGGUCUACGUAUUCAAGGAGAUGUUGGCCCUAUUUGCCGCCAAAUCAUACUCUCCCCCAUGGGAGGCCGAAGACGAAGUGAUCGAUCUCGCCCGGCACCUGAGCAACACCUGUUUCCAGGAAGGCGGAAGCACCAAUGAAGGCAGCGUGCGACGAUUCUGGAGGCUCGAGUCUGAGGUCCCUGGACUCAGUUCGGACUGGAAAGAGAAAGUCUUUGACCAGAUCUGUGGUAUCACGGGCGAGGUCUUCGAGGCUGCGGCUAGAGGCAUGAUGGUUCACUUCCAAACCCUUCCCAACGCGUUCGAGUUAUUCGGGGUUGACUUUAUGGUCGACGAGAACGGGACGGUUUGGUUGUUGGAAUUGAACGCUUAUCCGGACUUUGCGCAGACUGGAGAGGAACUCAAGGAAGCUGUCGUCGGGCGUUUGUUCGAGGAGACGGUGGAUGUUGCUGUGAAGCCGUUCUUCGGUCUGGGAGAUGAGUCUGCGAAUGGGAGCGAACAUAUGAAGCUGGUGGCCAAUCUGGACCUGGGAAGGAAUUUUUAG
Aspergillus ruber CBS 135680 is the source of this 2286-nucleotide messenger RNA. RefSeq names its product putative acid phosphatase. NCBI's taxonomy places the organism in Eukaryota, Fungi, Ascomycota, Eurotiomycetes, Eurotiales, Aspergillaceae. Gene Ontology annotation, molecular function: ATP binding; metal ion binding; hydrolase activity. The transcript is spliced from 4 exons. The record is from RefSeq and is a predicted model, not a curated record. Bases 1 to 2286 code for a protein of 761 amino acids. Gene Ontology annotation, cellular component: P-body. Gene Ontology annotation, biological process: protein modification process.